Messenger RNA from Athalia rosae (coleseed sawfly), 561 nucleotides. RefSeq names its product protein PXR1-like. NCBI's taxonomy places the organism in Eukaryota, Metazoa, Arthropoda, Insecta, Hymenoptera, Athaliidae. The annotation marks the transcript as partial. The record is from RefSeq and is a predicted model, not a curated record. The transcript has 6 exons.
AAAAAAAAAAAAAAAAAAAAAAAAAAAAAAAAAUUGGAAAAAAAAAAAAAAAAAUCAAGAUAAAAAAAAAAAAAAAAGAAGAAAGAAAAAAAAAAAAAAAUGAAGGAAAAAAAAAAAAUGAAGAGAAAAAAAAAAAUUGAAAAAAAAAAAAAAAAAGAGGAAAAAUUGGAAAAGAAAAAUAAAGAUAAAAAAAAAUUGAAAAAAAAACGAAGAAAUGAAAAUAUAAAGAAAAAAAAUCGAAAGAAAAAAGAAAUUUGAAAUAAAAAAAAAAAAAAAAUUUGGGAAAAAAAAGAAAAAUUGAAAAAAAAAAAAAAAAAUUUGAGAAAAAAACGAAAAAUUAGAAAAAAAAAUCAAGAUGUUAAAGAAAAAAAAAAAAAUAAAAAAAAAAAAAAGGAAAAAAAAAGAGAAAAUCGAGAACAAAGUAAAAAAGAAAAAAAAAAAAUUAAGAAAAAAAUGGAGAUAAAAAAAAAAUUAGAGAAAAAAAAAAAAAAAAAAAAAAAAAAAAAAAAAAAAAAAAAAAAAAAAAAAAAAAAAAAAAAAAAAAAAAAACAAUUCAAAAAG